CUCUCUCUUCGAUUCCACGGCACAGCACAGCACGGUCUCUGUCCGAUCAUCAAUCAGCUCACGCUCACGCUCCCGGUCUCCGUCUCCCCUGCCCUGGGGUUCCUUCCUCCUGAAGAUCUUAUCCUCAUCCCGCUUAGAAAUCAAGCUACCGAUCCCCACCCUCCCAAAGAUUUCCCCCGAGGAAAGCGAGAUAAAAGUUCCCUGGGGAAUUUCUGCAUCAUCGCAGCGCAGCGAGGCGACCCGGGUAUAUACAAUCAUUCCCCCAGCAUCUCGCCACUGUUAUAUCUGCCCCCCGUGUCCGCAACAAGUUCCGAAGAAGAAACAGAGAGAGAGAGAGAGAGAGAGAGAGAGAGAGGGAGAGCGAGAGAGAGAGAGAGAGAGAGGAGGAGAGGUUGUUUGUUUCUCUACAUGGAUUCGAGUAGCCAUCAGAACUACACCCAGAGUCAACCGUCGAGUUACGGGCUGCUCCGUUUCCGCACGGCUCCGACCUCGCUCCUCGAGAAUUUCGCUGACGGUGGAGGGAGCAAGCCCGGCUUGUCCGAAGGAUAUGAGGCGGACAAGUUCAGCUCCAGGUUCUUGAGUUACGUCGGCGGCAACGGCCGCGAGUCGGGUUCCCCGGCUCUCCAGUUCUUCGACCAGAAGCCUCCUCCGCCCUCGACGGCGGCGGAGGCGGCGGCGGUCGGGAGCUACGCGAACUCGCCGCGCGGUGGGUACCCUCUGCCGCCUCAUUACCCGAGGCAGGGUUCCGGGAUGAGCUCUUCCGCCAUGGAUAGCUCGUAUGGCGUGCUGAGCACAAUGGCGGCGGAUCGCCACGCCCAGGUGAAGCCUGGCGAUUCUAGUAUCGCGAGGCAGGCUAGCUCUCCUCCUGGACUCUUCUCUGAUCUUUCCGCUCAAAAUGGUUUUGCUGCAAUGAGAGGUACUACAAACUAUAGAGUGGGGAAUGGAGUCGAUGGAGAAGCAAGUCCAUCAAGAAACAAGUUGAACGGUCAGAUGAGCUUCUCAUCUGGGUUAUCUUGUUCCUUGGGGAUGUUGUCACAGAUUUCAGAACUUGGAAGUGAAAGCUUUGGAGCACAGAGUCCUGAUGAUUCAAAAAUAGGGAUUGGCAGUGGCAAUAGCCGGUUUCACGGCUCUGGAUAUCUAUUCAAUUCUUGGAGUGAUUCCUCAAAUUUCUCACAGAAUUUUAUUGGCCUGAAGAGAGAUGAAGAAAAUGGUCUGAAAAAAUUUUCCAGUGAUCAGAAUGGGAAUCCAGGUAAUCAGGUUCACCUGCUGUCCCAUCAUAUGAGCUUGCCGAAGACUUCAUCAGAGAUGGCUGCUGUAGAGAAGUUCCUGCAAUUCCAAGAUUCCGUGCCAUGUAAAAUCAGAGCAAAGCGGGGUUGUGCCACUCAUCCUCGAAGUAUUGCUGAAAGGGUGCGAAGGACACGGAUAAGCGAAAGAAUGAGAAAAUUGCAGGAGCUGGUGCCGAAUAUGGACAAGCAAACAAACACAGCCGAUAUGCUAGAUCUGGCUGUUGAGUACAUUAAGGACCUGCAGAAACAGUUUAAGAUACUUAGCGAAAACCGAGCAAAUUGCAAAUGCUUAAGUAUACAGAAGCCAUCCAACCAAAUCGUUUGACGUUCUUCUGGAGUGUAAAGAUAGAGAAAAAGUAGGAAAGUAGAUUUCUUUUCAUACCGUACUGGAAACAAAAAUGCAGGAAGGAGCGCAAGAUAGUUCCUUUUCCUACUAUUGUAUUCUAAGAAUGCUUGCCAAAGUGCCUCCUUAAAUGUUUUUGAAUUUGUUAGCUAACAGAGCUUCAGAGGUCCAAGAUAAGAAGAUGGCACAGCUUGUCUUAGAUUUACUGCUAAGUAAUGGAAACUCUGGUUCGACUUAGUUGUGCCCUUGAUCAUGUUUUAUUUGAAUGGUAAGUUCCUAUAGAUUGCUCAGUGCAA
Messenger RNA from Syzygium oleosum, 1925 nucleotides. RefSeq names its product transcription factor bHLH130. Gene Ontology annotation, cellular component: nucleus. Gene Ontology annotation, molecular function: DNA-binding transcription factor activity, RNA polymerase II-specific; protein dimerization activity; RNA polymerase II cis-regulatory region sequence-specific DNA binding. Gene Ontology annotation, biological process: regulation of transcription by RNA polymerase II. The transcript is spliced from 6 exons. NCBI's taxonomy places the organism in Eukaryota, Viridiplantae, Streptophyta, Magnoliopsida, Myrtales, Myrtaceae. The coding region runs from base 409 to 1611 and encodes 400 amino acids. The record is from RefSeq and is a predicted model, not a curated record.